Scylla paramamosain (green mud crab) is the source of this 2186-nucleotide messenger RNA. Its product is annotated as G2/mitotic-specific cyclin-B3-like. NCBI's taxonomy places the organism in Eukaryota, Metazoa, Arthropoda, Malacostraca, Decapoda, Portunidae. Gene Ontology annotation, biological process: mitotic cell cycle phase transition; regulation of cyclin-dependent protein serine/threonine kinase activity. Gene Ontology annotation, molecular function: cyclin-dependent protein serine/threonine kinase regulator activity. Gene Ontology annotation, cellular component: cytoplasm; cyclin-dependent protein kinase holoenzyme complex; nucleus. The transcript has 10 exons. The record is from RefSeq and is a predicted model, not a curated record. The coding region runs from base 161 to 1645 and encodes 494 amino acids.
GAUUGGUGGAGGCACAGCGCGGCCAGCCAAUAAACGGAAAGUAGCCUGGCGGGGCUGGAUUUGAAGCGUUGGUUGUCUUACUCUGCUUCAUUUUAUACCAAAUUUACUGGGAAGAACACUCAUCACCUCAUACUGACGACGCCAAGAACACUCAAUAAGCAUGAGUUCUUGGCCAGCCACGGGUGGACUGACCGCCCGCCCCCUGAAUGCGAUCCAGAAUGAAAACUUGGCCCGCCCUCCCUUGCCGAACCGCACUCAUGUCCCCGGGGUGGCUGUGGACAAGGCCAAGGUGCUCACCCUCAAAAGAAAGGCUGAGGGCGUUCCCGAGGGCACCAAGGCUCCCAAGAAGAGGUCUGCACUGGGCGAGAUCACCAAUGCUAUUGAGAAGAAGCUGGUUGACAGUAAGAAGGGGGGAGAAGCCAAGAAAGUCCCCAGGCUGAAACGCACCCACUCCACUAUCUCUCUGAUCAAGGCAGCAGCAGGAAAGGCCACAAUCAACAAGGAGGCUGUGCAGCUGUCCUCCAUCAGGGCCAAGGGAGAGCAGCUGGCUGAGGUGCAGACCAAAGACAUCUCCUCCAAGACCAUUGGUGAAGGGAGUAAGUCUCACGGCAAGGACUUGACCAAAGAUGUGUCGUUCUGUGACUCACUGCCAAGCUCCCAGGAAGCAACAUCUUCACAGGAGUCUAAGGGAAGCAUGGAUGACUCGGCUUUGUAUAUCACUGCCUCAGAGGGAAGGAGUGUGUUGCGGACCCACAGUCCCCUGCAAGCCAAGGUGGUCAUGAAGGUGCCUCUGCUGGAGAAGACUGAAACAAAGGAAGAACUGCCCAAAGGAGUGGAGGACUUUGAUCUGGAGAUGAAGGAGGACCCUACAGCUGUGGCUGACUAUGCCAAUCACAUCUUCAAGUAUUACCGGGAGAGGGAGAAGAAGUUUGUGAUAGAGAAGUACAUUGAGCGGCAGCCUGACGUGAUGCGCAGCAUGCGGGCCAUCCUGGUGGACUGGAUGGUGGAAGUGCAGGAAUCAUUUGAGCUGAACCAUGAGACCCUAUACCUGGCUGUGAAGAUCCUGGACCUCUACCUGACUCGAGUCAUCAUCAAGCGGGACACUCUUCAGCUCAUCGGUUCCACUGCUCUCUUCAUUGCUUGUAAAUUUGAUGAACGAACACCACCCUAUGUGGAUGACUUCCUGUACAUAUGUGAUGAUGCAUACAACAGAAAAGAGUUGCUUGCCAUGGAGAUCAAGAUACUGAAGGAGAUAGACUUUGACCUGGGGGUGCCUCUGUCUUACAGGUUCCUUCGCAGAUAUGCAAGGUGUGCCAAGGUGGAUAUGGAGGACCUCACUUUCACCCGCUACAUCCUGGAGAUGAGUCUCAUGGACUACGACCUCAUAGACUGCUCAGACUCUGCCCUGGCCGCUGCUGCCCUGCUCCUGUCACGAUGCAUCAAAGGGGAGGAGCCCUCAUGGAACCCCACUCUGGAGUAUUACUCAGGCUACAAGAUGGAAGACAUCUACCACCUGACUCAGACGUUGCACAACAUGAUAAGUCAGCCUCCCAGGGAACACCUCAGCACCAUCCGCAGCAAGUAUUCCCACAAAGUGUUCUAUGAAGUGGCCAAAAUUCCCAUCCCUGAAAAAUUACCACUCUAAUGGUUAAAACCUGCAGGUGUUGGUGGUAAUGUACAAAUAUUUAUUUAUAUGUGAAAGACACAAGUGCUAUGGGAGUGCUGGCUGUCAGUACCAGUGCUCCUGAGCCAAACAAGAUGGAUGUGGCUUAGAACAAUUUAACAUUAAGAAUUCUCACUAUUAUUAUGUUAUGACAAAUAUGUUUUUAUUGAUUUAGAUUAAUCUUGAGAUACAUAUCACAUCUUUUUGUCCUUUACUGUAUUGUUUAUGAUACCAAUGUGGUCAUUGGUACCCUUUUUUAAGACAGACUGCUGCGCCUGGCUGGAGCAGUCUGAGUAAUGUAGAUACUUUGUACAUAGCAGAUUUAGUUAAUAGGAUAAUCUAUAUUCUUGAUUACUCUCAGCAUGUCACUGAUUGCCACAUUUGAUCAGGAUAAGUUCAGUAUCCACAAUUCACUGAUGCUUCUUUACAUAGUCUAUCUUUUGGUUGACAAAACAACGAAAUUGUCUAAGACACUGUAAAUUUGCAUAAUAAACACAGAUAAGAAAAAAUAGAAUACAAUUUA